Ricinus communis (castor bean) is the source of this 2245-nucleotide messenger RNA. Its product is annotated as OVARIAN TUMOR DOMAIN-containing deubiquitinating enzyme 6. Gene Ontology annotation, molecular function: K63-linked deubiquitinase activity; protein binding; cysteine-type deubiquitinase activity. The record is from RefSeq and is a predicted model, not a curated record. Lineage: Eukaryota; Viridiplantae; Streptophyta; Magnoliopsida; Malpighiales; Euphorbiaceae. The transcript has 10 exons. Gene Ontology annotation, biological process: protein deubiquitination. Bases 445 to 2049 code for a protein of 534 amino acids.
UUAUUUUCUCUCUCUGAAAUACUCUCCUUCUCUACAAAGUUAUCAGCUUUUUCUUUUUUUUUUCUUUUAUUAAUUUAUCGUUUUAAUAGAAAACCCUAGCAACGACCCUAUUCUCUCUCUUUGAUUGCCUUUCACCUUUUGCAGAUCUCAUCUACUCACAGUUUCUGGUUUUUCAAUCUUAUUUUUUUUCUCUCUCUCUUUCUGUUGAGCUUGUGAAGGCGAAUUGUGGGAUUUCUUUUUUCGGAAAUUGUUUCACGGCGAGGAGGAGCUGAAUCUGGGCUGGAAGAAUUCCUUCAGCAAAGGAAUUGGCGUCACUGUGCCCAAGGCAAGAACACGCGAUAAACCCAUGAUUACUAUGGUCUUUCUCUGUCUCUAAAUUUGGGUCAUUUGGGAUCAAGAAUUGGUGUUCAGGUUUCAGUAAUUGAGAGCAAUAAAAUUGAAACAAUGACUCGGAUUUUGGUUCAACGAGGCAGUGGUUCUUCUUCUUCAAACCAGAGCCGGGCAGGGUCCUCUUCAGCUGCUCGGUCAGAGAUUCAAGGUGCAGCUACCCCUCAGGUCAUUUCAGCUCUGAAAGAUGAUGAAAUUGUUGAUGAGGCACAGCAACUUCAUGUUGUGGAUGAGCUCUUGGAGUAUUGUGGGAGUAGCGAGAUCAAGGCUGCAAAAAAUGAUGAGCUACCGAUGGAAGGCUUAAAUAGUGAUAAAAAUGAGAGUUCGAGUAGCGAAGUUGUUGAUAACGAGAAACUGGUCAAUGCUGAGGGUGUCAGAUCAGGGGAAUUGGUAAAAGGAUUGGAUCGGCUGAGGGUAACGGAGAGACCUACACCUGAGAGUGAUGGUUCAAGCAGUGGUUCCCCAGAUGUUGGCAGUGGAAGCCCGCAACCACCACCCCCUCCCGUGCCACCUCCAAAACCUUUGGCAACAAACUCAAGCUCAAGGAGAUCUGUAUCAGGAAUUUCUAAUGCUGUGCGAACUGGAUCAUCUAGAAGAGCAGUUGCUUGGCCUGUUGUUUCCACAAGAACUUCACCAUCUGGAUCACGGCCUUCCUCCCCUAGGUCUCAUGGCGACAGUGAGGGGUAUAAUAGUGCUGAUGAGCAGAACCCUUGCUUUGGUUCCUCCUAUGAUGAUCUGGAAAGAGAGCGCCAAUUUGAGAUUGACAUAAGGCGGUCUAAAGGACUAGAAGUCAAAAGAAUGCUAGAGGAUGGGAAUUGUCUCUUCCGUGCUGUUGCUGAUCAAGUAUAUGGAGAUUCUGAAGUAUAUGAUCUGACUAGACAAAUGUGCAUAGACUAUAUGGAACGGGAGAGGGAUCACUUUUCUCAAUUUAUUACAGAAGGCUUUACAUCUUACUGUAAGAGAAAGAGAAGAGACAAGGUUUAUGGGAACAAUGUGGAGAUUCAAGCUUUAUCAGAAAUGUAUAACCGACCUAUCCAUAUUUACUCAUAUACCACAGAGCCUAUCAACAUUUUCCAUGGAAGCUACAACACUGAUACGCCACCCAUAAGGCUAAGUUACCAUCACGGAAAUCACUAUAAUUCUCUUGUUGACCCACGUCGACUGACAGUUGGUGCAGGACUUGGUUUCAGCUGUCUUCGAGGGACAAAUGUGGACAAGGAUCAGGUGAAAGCUGCAAUUAAAGCUCAACAAGACCAGCAGAUUGACAAUGCACUUUUAGCUGAGGGGCGAUUUUACUCAGAUCUUGAGCUUACUGAGAAAGAGAUUGAAAGAAUGGUGAUGGAAGCUUCUCGUGCAGAGUAUCUGGCCAAUGAUAAGUUCAAACAGCAACUUUGUCACAAAGAAUCUUCUACAUCUGGUGCUGAACCAUCUUCUUCUGGAGCAAGAUCAUCAGACAGCGAGACUAAGGUGGAAGGCACGAGGACAAACAGUUUGCAGGAUACUGUACUUAGCAGUAGCAUGCAGAUGGUUCUGUCAAUGGGAUUCAGCUAUCUGCAAGCGAUUGAGGCAUACAGCAUAUUUGGUGACGAUGUGGAUUCAAUGGUCUGUUACCUCUUGGAAACUGCCAGUAGCAGCAGACGAAAAGGCAAAGCGACUGAAUGAGCCAAAAGAAAAGAGUUAUGGGAUUACAUUGGCUAAAAGAUUACAGCUUUUCAAGUAAAGAAAGAAAGAAAGAAAAAAGAAAAGAAAGGAAAUUGAAAGAAACAGUCCAAUUUAAAUGCAAGCAAAACUGUUGUUGGGACUUGAUAAUGUGUUAUUGAUGUUGGAAUAAUAAAAAUGGAAAACUAGUUAAUUGUUA